AUGAAGCUUAGCCUGGACGACAAAUUUCCUGUACUCCAAAAUACAAAACUCGGCUGGGUAGUUUCCGGUGGUUACAAGGAGCUUCAAACUCAACCGAUCUCUAACGAACCUUCAUGCCUACUAGUCACUUCGAAUGAAACCUUGUCAGAGCAGCUGCGAUUGUUCUGGGAGCUGGAAGAGUACACCAACACACCUCCUCACUACAGCGAUGAGGAGAUCCGAUGCGAAGAACACUUCGCCAAAUAUACGAAUCGCGACUGCACAGGUAGAUUCGUUGUUCGGCUUCCAUUCUCGGAGAGCCCUGCAGCUCUCGGCAAAUCGCGGGAUAUUGCUGAGAAGAGAAUGCAUCAUCUCAAGCGAAGGCUAGAAAGGUAUCCCAAACUACGAGAACAAUAUCACACGUUCAUACAAGAGUAUAUUGACCUCGGUCAUAUGAGCCUCGCCACGAGUAGUGCUCCAGAUGAAUGCGUGUUCCUUCCACACCAUUGCGCUGUUAAAGAAGGUAGCUCUACGACAAAAUGUAGAGUCGUUUUUGAUGCAUCAGCCAAAACAAGCAACGGCAAAUCGCUCAACGAUAUCCUUAUGACUGGUCCCGUAUUACAAGAUUCUCUGGUGAACAUCCUAUUGCGGUUCCGGUUUCCUUCCGUCGUACUGGCAGGUGACGUUAGGCAAAUGUACCGCAUGGUGCUCCUCUGCAACGAUCAUAGGGACAUUUGCAGAAUAUUGUGGCGCUGGUCUAAGGAGGAACCACUGCUAGAAUAUUGCUUGAAUACCGUAACUUACGGUACUAAAAGUGCAUCGUAUCUAGCGACAAAAUGCGUUCAACAACUUCUGCUUUCGCAUGAGGAAUACUUCCCGAAGACUGUCCAACGAGCCAUCAAGGGCACUUAUGUUGACGAUGUCCUGACCGGCGCUGAAACCAUCGAUGAAGCGAAACAGCUUCGCCAAGAGCUCUGCCAAAUAUUUGCUGCCGGAGGUUUCCACCUGCGGAAAUGGGCUUCAAAUAAGCCUGAAGCCCUCGAAGGAGUACCUGAAGAGGAUCGCGAAAUGAAGAUUCACAUCGACUUCAAUGAACCAAACACAAUCAAGGCCCUCGGAAUCCACUGGAAGCCGUGCAGCGACGAGUUCCGGUUCAGCGUUCAACCACCCAAGAUCCUUCAGCCCACAAAGCGCAUCAUUUUAUCCGAAAUCGCAAGCUUGUUUGACCCGCUUGGCCUCAUCGCGCCGAUCAUCAUCAACGCCAAACUACUGAUGCAGCGUUUGUGGGAACUGAAGGUGGACUGGGAUACUAUUCCCCCUGGUGAGUUGAUUGACAUCUGGCAAAGUUUCGUGCAAAGUCUGGCUCUUCUUAAUUCCUUUCAGAUCCCAAGACGAGUGAUUGGCACAACCAGGACAUCGCAAGUUUUUCUGCACGGCUUCAGUGAUGCAUCCGAGCGGGCCAUGGGUGCAUGUGUGUACAUCCGAACGAUCGACGACGCUGGGAAUCAAAGCCCGCUCCUAUUAUGUGCAAAAUCGAAGGUCGCGCCGAUUGGGAACAAACGCUCAACAUUGCCACGAUUGGAGCUUUGCGCGGCCGUGAUCCUUUCCCGAUUAAUCAGUAAUGUGACAAAGGCCGUGGAACAACCUUUUGACGAGAUUCAAGCUUGGGUCGACUCCAAGGUGGUGCUGGCUUGGCUAAACGGUGGUGCAUCACGCUGGAAGACCUUCGUUGCCAAUCGUGUGGCUGAAAUUUCAACGCAUCUUCCAGCCAUCAUUUGGAACCACAUCGAGUCGGAAAAUAAUCCGGCUGACCUUAUUUCGCGCGGAGCAUCAGCAGAGCAAAUUCAACACAAUAUGUUAUGGUGGAAUGGUCCCACUGGAACCCAGACACCGAUCGUUACAAGUCAACUACCUGCAACGAACUAA
Messenger RNA from Aedes albopictus (Asian tiger mosquito), 1905 nucleotides. RefSeq lists its product as uncharacterized. Bases 1 to 1905 code for a protein of 634 amino acids. Lineage: Eukaryota; Metazoa; Arthropoda; Insecta; Diptera; Culicidae. The transcript has a single exon. The record is from RefSeq and is a predicted model, not a curated record.